AUGAAGUUCGCUUUGGAAGAUUCAUCAGAUAGCGAAUCUGUCAGUUCGUUGGAUUACUCAAUAUCUUCAGAUGAAGAGAUAACGAAUUCACCUUUACGUAACCCUCGUUCGUCAUUAGGGAGAGACAUAUUACAGGCAUACGAUACAUCUUCCGAUGAACUGGAUUCCGAAGAUGAAGUGAAUAUAGGUUUAGACGAUGAAUGGGAUGUUGUCAAGACCAAAGCAAGAGAACAACCAAGUUGGAGAGAGAAAAAGGACAAGUCGUACGUAUCGUUAUUCUUGCCUUAUUGUCUUGAAAUAUCGGAGCUGGAGAAACAUAAUGAUAAGCUGAUAAGAGCCACUAGUGCUAUUCAAGUCACCAAGAGAGAUAAAGGAAAAGGAAAAGUCAAGCCGCUUUCCUCACUAUCCUACAAACUCCUUACUCCCAAAAAACAAAUGAAUCUCAGAGUAGAAGGAGCAACGGGUGAGAGGGAGGACCAGUAUGAUCUUUGGCUCAAAACUGCUGACCAGGAAGCUUGGAGAGAUGGUCAACAACAAGCUAGCGAAAGGAGAGGAGAAAUACGUAAUAUCGCAUCUAAUGCUAGAGCGAGGUUGAAAACGCAAGAAGAUGAUCGACUCGCAAAGGAGGCUGAAGAACUCAGGAAGAUGUUAGAAGGAAUGAGUGUGCGACAAGGUCAAGAGGAAGAAGAGAUUGAAAGACAGUUCAAGGAGAGAGAGAAGAAAUUGUGGGAUGACAUCGAUGCAGCGAUAAAAGAAGUUGAAAGAAGAGAAGCGGAACUUGCUGCAGCGACUGUAGCAGCCGCUCGUCGGCAGAAAGAACAGGAAGCUGCCCGCGUCGCUGAAGCUGAGAAAUUAGCUCUAGCUCAAAAAGCAGAAGCUGAGAGACGAGCCAGAGAGGAGGCAGAGAAGCAACGUCAAGAUCAGUUAGCUAAAGAGGAAGAAGAGAAAAGACAACUCGCUCAAAGGCAAGAAGAAGAAAGUAAAGCCAAAGUGGCCGAGGAGAAGGAUAAGACAGGCUCAGACUGGAAUAAAUGGGUAGAGAGACAAAGAUGGAUGAAAACCAAUAUCAUCGAACCUCUCAAAGCAGAUCGAGCUGCUAGAACUGCUUUGAGACCGGGAAUGAGACUCAUGACUAGAGGAUUGGGUCAAGUUGUAAACUCAAGAGAAUCGAUAGUAAGAGUAUCCAAUGACUUACAUGCCAUACUCGUCCAACAAUUACCUUCUCCACCAUCACCCUCAUCAGCUGUCGUUUUGGACGAAAAUAUACCCAAAACAUAUGCCUAUCUCCUCUCUCAUCUCGCAAAAGCCCUGAUCAAGCAAGCCGAAUCCGAAGUGAACGCGAAAGCAGAUGCGGCUUUCCCAUUGGCUCGUAUCGUUAUGGGGUUACUGCUACGAGGACAUGGUGCUCUGGGAGAAAUUCUUUUCACUAGAUUCGUGAAGAAAUGUCCCUGGGUUAUACCAUUUUACCCUAACCGACCAGUGAAUCAAUCAAGAGAAGAAUACGAAAAAUCGACAGGCAGAGGUAGUGAUGAGUCAUUAGCCGAAUACAUCUCUCGAAUGGCCGGUAUUUGCACUCUUUACUUUGCUAUACUCCAAACACCACUAUCAUCUAUCAUUCCGACUAUUUCUGCAGCACCUCCCACACCUUCUCAACUCGAGAAUCUCAUCAUACCAGCUCUACGAUUCCCAUCUGCGUGGACGUGGUUAGCAUUAGCUCUCAAGGAUCCUUUACCAAUCUUACCUCCUAUCGCUCAUCUUGUAUCUUCCUGGAUCGAGAUAACGGCUCAUGAAGCUGUGAGAGUUUAUGGAAGAGGCCAAAUGGGCAAAGUAUGGGAGGUCAUUGAAAGAGAGGGAUUGAGUGAAGGGAAAAUCAAAGGUGACAGUGAAGCUGCCAGGCAGAGGUUGAGGUUGAUGUUGGAAAGCUGGAGAAGAGGAGAGGUUCAACUUCCAAGUGGAAGGAUAUGGGAUUGA
Kwoniella shivajii is the source of this 1971-nucleotide messenger RNA. RefSeq lists its product as uncharacterized. Gene Ontology annotation, molecular function: translation initiation factor binding; inositol hexakisphosphate binding; phospholipid binding. NCBI's taxonomy places the organism in Eukaryota, Fungi, Basidiomycota, Tremellomycetes, Tremellales, Cryptococcaceae. The coding region runs from base 1 to 1971 and encodes 656 amino acids. The record is from RefSeq and is a predicted model, not a curated record. The transcript is spliced from 6 exons. Gene Ontology annotation, cellular component: cytoplasm; nuclear pore; nuclear pore cytoplasmic filaments. Gene Ontology annotation, biological process: poly(A)+ mRNA export from nucleus.